AUGGGGGCUGCUGUGUCUCGCGCAAUCAGGAAUUUCAACCUAGAGAACCGGGCGGAACGGGAAAUCAGCAAAAUGAAGCCCUCUCCCGCUCCCAGGCACCCCUCCACUAAGAGCCUGCUGCGAGAGCAGUUGAGCCACCAUCCAGAAAUUAAGGGCGAAGUUGCUAGAAAAGAUGACAAACUGCUGUCCUUCCUAAGAGAUGUGUAUGUUGAUUCCAAAGAUCCUGUGUCUUCUGUGAAGGUAACAGAUGCUGGAAAACGUCAAGAGCCAAAGGAGUUCAGAUUGGUAAAAGGCCAAGACUUUAACAUGAUGAGUAUUAAGAACAUUCCCAAAGGCAAAAUUUCCAUUGUAGAGGCAUUGACACUUCUCAAUAAUCAUAAACUUUAUCCAGAAACGUGGACUGCUGAGAAAAUAGCAGAAGAAUACUGUCUAGAACAGAAAGAUGUAAAAUCCCUUCUCAAAUAUUUUGUUACUUUUGAAGUCAAAAUCAUCCCUCCUGAAGACAAGAAAGCAAUACCAUCAAAAUGA
Messenger RNA from Puma concolor (puma), 528 nucleotides. It is a transcript of the gene NDUFAF4, whose product is annotated as NADH:ubiquinone oxidoreductase complex assembly factor 4. NCBI's taxonomy places the organism in Eukaryota, Metazoa, Chordata, Mammalia, Carnivora, Felidae. Gene Ontology annotation, biological process: mitochondrial respiratory chain complex I assembly. The record is from RefSeq and is a predicted model, not a curated record. Gene Ontology annotation, cellular component: mitochondrion.